Dreissena polymorpha is the source of this 5388-nucleotide messenger RNA. Its product is annotated as high affinity copper uptake protein 1-like. NCBI's taxonomy places the organism in Eukaryota, Metazoa, Mollusca, Bivalvia, Myida, Dreissenidae. Gene Ontology annotation, cellular component: membrane. The record is from RefSeq and is a predicted model, not a curated record. The coding region runs from base 76 to 750 and encodes 224 amino acids. Gene Ontology annotation, molecular function: copper ion transmembrane transporter activity. Gene Ontology annotation, biological process: copper ion transmembrane transport. The transcript is spliced from 6 exons.
AUACAGUGUCAUACAGCUCUCUCUGGAGCUUGUGUAUCAGCAAAGUUCCUCUCAGCUGAUGUUGAGAACCCAUUCAUGACCUUGAUAAGAACUGUCCGGCCAACGUUUCAAGCCUCUCUGUCUCUUGUUGCUAUCUUCACUGUGUAUUUGAUUUGGACUUGGCAGACAGCAAUCCCAGCAUCAGCCAUGAGUCACAACCACAUGAACCACAGUAUGAUGACAACAGCGAGCAACAUGAAUCAUGACCACAUGAAUCACAACCCAGGCAUGCACAUGGACAUGAACAAUACUGGUGGCUGUGACAGCAUGGGCAUGAUGAUGUACUUUCAUGAGGGCAACUGUGAGUAUGUCCUGUUUGAGGGACUGCAUGUGACCACAGCGGGAGGCAUGGUCGGUGCGUGUUUUGCCAUAUUUGCCCUGGGCGUGCUUUAUGAGGGGCUGAAGGUGUUGCGGGAAACGUUGCUGCAGCGUGCCAUGGUCAGCAAGUAUGCAAGCAGCGCCAACGGAGGUUCACAGGAUGCCAUGGUUAUCAACAACAAAAAUGUUGGCAUCCACAUGAUGAGUGGCAGCCACUUCCUCCAGACACUGCUGCACAUGAUCCAGGUGUUCAUCAGCUACUGCCUCAUGCUCAUCUUCAUGACCUACAAUGUCUGGUUGUGCCUCUCUGUCAUACUCGGUGCUGGCGUAGGCUACUUCCUGUUUGGCUGGCGCAAAGCCAUUGUCGUCGAUAUCAACGAACACUGCCACUAGUGACUUGUAGCCUUCACUUGCCACUCCUGCAGUUUUUGAGUAUUUUUUUUAUGUAUGAAAAUGGUUCUGAACAAAGUGAUAUUAAUAUUUUACUGUUGAUUUUAAUAAAGAAAGUACAUAAUGAAUGUAUUUAACGUAUUCAAUAGUCAGAAUUCAAGCAUUCAUUGUAUAUUAUGCGAUUUCAUAUUUUUAUAAUGAUUUACAUUUAUUUCUUAGAAGCUGUACUUUAUAAUUUGCUAAAUCUGCAGUUAAUUAAAGAAUUAAUAAUUAUUUCAAUGCCCCCAGUAUCUACAGGUAAUAGGAGGCAUUUAGCAAUUGGUCUGUCCCUUCGUUUGUUCGUUGCUCGUUCUUCUGUCAGUCAGAAGUGAACCAAAAGUGGUGUACUUGCAUGGAUGAUGUCUGUGAACACUAUCAACACACACAUCACCUGUUCUCAUCUUUACCUUGACAAUGCCUUAUUUAUGACUGCCUCAUGCGCAGGUUCAAUAUUUUUGCGUUAUCCAAAAAGAAUCUUGUCUUCUAACAUAAAUAAUGCUUUCUACAAAGCUUGGAUACUUGCAUGGAUGUUAUUUAUGAACUCGCUUACCACCCACACACACAUCACCUAACCUAGACCUCGACAUUAACCUAUAUUUGGACUGAUUCAAAUAGGCCAAUGGUCAAUUAUGACGAGGCUUCCACCCAGGGCAUAUGCAUUCAUUGCACCCAGCAUCUUGCUUAUAUGUUGGGUCCCACUGUGGUAUUUUGUGAUUACCUAUUAUCAGCAUGUAAGCACUCCUACACUACAAAACAUGCACCAUUCAAACCAACAUGAAUUGUUUGUUAUGAUAUGAAGUUGUGCAGGGGCAAUGUCUAUUAUCCUACGUUAAAAAUUGUGAAAGUUUUGAACCUCUGUCAACUUUGAAUUUCAUAACAAUAUUAUUACCAUUUGCUAUGUCAACUUUGGAUUUCAUAACAAUAUUAUUACCCUUUGCUAUGUAUUAUGAAAUGAGGCAUUGACAACUUUAGUCACUUCUGUAGCAAGGUUUAUGUAAUAAUUGAUGUAAUUUAACCAUUCAUAUAACUGUAUACACAUUAAAACUUGUUUAUUAUUUAGUUUACCCUCCAGUGCACAGUGUAUGUAGAGCUACCCUCCAGUGCACAGUGUAUGUAGAGCUACCCUCCAGUGCACAGUGUAUGUAGAGCUACCCUCCAGUGCACAGUGUAUGUAGAGCUACCCUCCAGUGCACAGUGUAUGUAGAGCUACCCUCCAGUGCACAGUGUAUGUAGAGCUACCCUCCAGUGCACAGUGUAUGUAGAGCUACCCUCCAGUGCACAGUGUAUGUAGAGCUACCCUCCAGUGCGCAGCGUAUGUAGAGCUACCCUCCAGUGCACAGUGUAUGUAGAGCUACCCUCCAGUGCACAGUGUAUGUAGAGCAACAUGUUGAUAGCAUACUGGUAUUUAUUUUAAGAUUAUUGAGUUUGGCAAAAAUGUUCAUUAGGGUUUUGUGUAUGAUAAAUAUCCACAUUCCAAUGCACACACAUGUGUGUUGAUUAUAUCAAACAUUAAUUUUGAUGUUGAUUUUAAAUGUUUUUAAAUUAAAGUUUCAAUUAUGUAAAAAACAGUGAGAUGACUGUGUAGUGUUAAAAUGUUAUAUAUUUUAUUUAACAGUACGUUCUGACUGUUCCAGACAUAUUAAAAUAUUUCUCUAAUGCUAUGGAGCAACCUUUAACGUGAUCUGGGGCGUAAACAUGUCAAUCAGUUCAUGGUACCAUGUAUUAACAUAAUACCAUGUGAAAUGUUUCAUGUCUGUGUAAGCUGACACUCUAGUUGUCAAAUCAUGGACAGCAUAGUAUGAGCCUAGCUCUGGAAGGACCAAGCUUAAAGCGGGUAUAUACGAUUUUGUCAAAUAUUUAUGAAUUUAUAUAAAAUGUGUAAAAAACUUAUUAUAUAUAUAUUACAAUAUAAAUUAAAAUAAAAGUUAAGAAGAACAUGUGUCGAAAAAUGCGAAAUAAGCCAGAUAUUUAAUUCUGAAAUUGAAAACGGCUGUACAGCCGAAUUCGCCAGCAUGUAUACCAUACAUGUGAAUCUAAACUUAGUGUAACGGUUUAUUUGAAUUCCUGCAACGAUAUCUAUUCAUACGACACACGAACACUAACUCCGAUCCUAAUACAAAGACGAAUGCUUCGGUUAUUGUAGGAAAAUAUUUACGUCACAAUCGGCUCGGGGCGCUAAUUUGUCUUUGCUGCAUUUUAUGAAAUUUGGCUUUAAUGUAUAAUUUUUCUUGCCCAUUUUAUGUUAUUGUAACAUAUUUUAUCAAUAUAUUACAAUUAAAAACAUAUAAAAAAUCGUUUUUACCCGCUUUAAUGCAUGUGUGUCUGGCGUGUCCAAGAUUAGCAUGGACUGAAUUUUCUGGACUUCCUUAAACAAAAAUUCCAUUAAAGCAUAAUCUAGUUAAUUAGAUAACAUAUACAUAUAUGAACUGUAUGCUUUUUAUAAUGAUGUUGUAUAUUAUUUUGGUUAUAUGUUAAUUUUAACGCCAAAUAGUAUGUAACACUUUGACAUUGUUGCAAUUGACGUCAUGUGAUUGUGACGUCAUUUCCUUUAUUUAAUAACAAAAUGUUUACUCCUGAUGAAGGUCUAAAUUGACCGAAACGUUGAGUGAAUAGAUUUAAAAAAAAAAAACAAAGUAGUUGUUUCUCUGUUUUAUAUAAUUAUAAAAGCAUAGUGUCAUCCCUGAUCAGCCUAUGCCUGGGAUGACACUUAAUGAACCUGCAGUAAGCCCCGAUUUCCCAGAGUGAGGCUUAUACAGAUUUUAUGUGCUUAAAAUGCUUGUGAACAAGGUUGUCAUAUCUUGUUUGUUGUAGAUCUAUCAAUUAUGUUGUACACACAGGUAAUGUUACCAUGUAUAUCCUGUUUUAAACUUUACUUGUAUAGACAUGUGUAUUUUUUAUUAGAAAACAUGAUAUCACUCUUUCAUAUAUUACCUUGAAGAGAACUUGAUAGGCGAUUGUUGUUGUUUUUAUAUAAAUAUGAAUUCAUAAAUUAAAGAAAAAAAUGGAAAUGAAUAUUUAUAUAGGUUUGUUUAUAUAUUAUUGUAUCGUUUUAUAAGGAGGCAAGAAAAGUUUAUAUUAAAAGUCUACAAUGCUGAAGUUAACAUAAUUCUUAUGUAAUAAAUUAAUAUUAAAUUAUGCUCUGUAUAAUUGCUAAUAUUAUAGAUUAUAUUUUGUUAAAAUCUUUCAUACUUGCAAAAAUUUGAUAUGUAAGUGGAACACAUUUUUGUCUGCGGAUCAUGUUUAAUAAAGCUGACAGGGUACUCAGCUUAUUGUUUUGAUAUUGUUUAAACCCCUACCCAGUUCUUGGGUUUGGUGAGGUAAUGGGAAGUGUUGGUGGGCUCAUAGUAUCAGUAUCAUAGUGUUGGUAGUCCCAGAUCAGCAUAAUAUAACACAGAACUGUUGUGCAUACUGUAGCUUGUAAGACUUGAUCACAUCAUUCUUCUGUGCUUGUUAAAUCAUGGAUGAUUUUCAUCAUAUAUGCUUGUCUAUUUUACACUUCACAAUGCAGGAAACAUGUUCAAGUGAUGUCAGUUGUUUGUGACAAGUGAUGUCAGUUGUUUGUGACAUGUCAAGUAAGACAGAGGCUACAGAUUUAGAAGAUGUUCUGUAUUUUUCAUCAUCAGAUUCAAACAUCCCAAAAUCUGUUAACCCUUUGCAUGCUGGGAAAUUUGUCAUCUGCUAAAAUGUCAUCUGCUGUAUUUCUAAAAUUAGCAUUUUCUUUGAUUUUUUUCAAAGAACACUUUCAGACUAGCAAACAGUUUGGAUCCUGAUGAGACGCCACGUUUUGUGGCGUCUCAUCUGGAUCUAAACUGUUUGCAAAGGCCUCCAAAAUUCGGUUCCAGCACUGAAAGAGUUAAGUUCAUUUGGGUCUGCAGUCAGUGACCGAAAAUCGUUGGUCUUUUUGUUGGUUGAAUGGUACACAGUUCUGUAUAUUCCAGCUGCAACAUUUAAGAAAGAUAAAAAAUCUUGUACAAAUUUUGAAGUUGUACUUAAAUUUUGUUUCAUGUUAUUUUUGUAAAUUGUGUCUUGUUCUGAGAAAAAUGGGCAUAAUGCAUGUGCGUAAAGUGUCGUCCGACAGGCUAAUAAGGGCCGACACUUUCCGUUUAAACUAGAUUUUCAGUAAAAAGGAACUUCCUUUAAACGAAAAAUACCAUUAAAGCAGAAAGUGUCGUCCCAGAUUAGCCUGUGCGGACUGCACAGGCUAAUCUGGGACGACACUUUACGCACAUGCAUUUUGCCCAAUUUUCACAGAACAAGACACAAUUUAUCAACUGCCCAACUAGAUGAUUGAUGUCAAGUCCUACAUAUAUGUUGUACUGGGAUUUACAUGCAAUUAUUAAAUAAGCCUUUGGUUAAUAAGAAAUAGUAAACCACUGAACAUACAUGAUUUAUUUUUGUAUUUGGUAACAGCAUUGAAACACAUUUUGACUGGGAAAAAACAUGCAUGCCUCAUUGUAUAUACAUGUAAAUGUAUCUGGUCAGUUAUAUAUUGUAAAAAAAAUUGAUCCUUUGUGAAAUCUUUAUUGUUGACGAUUUUAUGUAUUUAAUGAAUAUUGAAUGUUUAAAAGAUAUACGUCUGAUUAUAAAAAAAAGAUUUUUGUA